Messenger RNA from Trematosphaeria pertusa, 4764 nucleotides. Its product is annotated as canalicular multispecific organic anion transporter 1. Gene Ontology annotation, cellular component: membrane. Gene Ontology annotation, biological process: transmembrane transport. The record is from RefSeq and is a predicted model, not a curated record. The coding region runs from base 248 to 4720 and encodes 1490 amino acids. Lineage: Eukaryota; Fungi; Ascomycota; Dothideomycetes; Pleosporales; Trematosphaeriaceae. The transcript has 15 exons. Gene Ontology annotation, molecular function: ATP binding; ABC-type transporter activity; ATP hydrolysis activity.
UAUGAUGCUCCGCUCUUCCAGGCCAUCCAAGCUUGACAGGCGAGCCUACCAGAUCCCGCCACCGCCUCUGAGGUAUGUGGAGAGGGGUGCACGUUAUGCCGGCGGUUGAUCAGGUCAGCACCAGGUCAGUCAGAUCAACGGUAGCCUGGCAGUCCCAAAUUAUGAACCCUCAGAUCCCAUCAACCUCCCAUCUAAUGCCCUGAGCAACAUCCUCCAGAUAGGCAAUUGAUUUUCUCUGGUAUCUUCGAUGGCAUCGACUUCUGCUCAGUACUGUGCCUCAGUCGACCACACUUUGGGGCCCUAUGCUGGGGAACACUGCAGAGGGGGAUUCGAUUUUACUCUUCUUUUCGAGGAAGCCAUCCUCUCGAUAACGCCAAUUGCUCUUCUUCUUUGCAUUGCACCGUUUCGAAUCUUCUAUCUCUGGCGGAAACGAACCAAGGUCUCCCGGUCUCUACUGUUACCCGUAAAGCUGAUAACAUGGCUGUUUCUCGCCGCAUUCGAGCUCGCACUCCUCGUGCUGUGGGUGGGCCUCUCCACCUUCAAGAAUCGCGCUGCCGUUCCCUCAGCGAUUGUCAGCUUCGUCGGGGCACUACUCCUAUGCCUGCUAUCAUACUUUGAGCACCUGCGCUCUAUCCGAACGUCAUUCCUCUUGAACGUCUACCUUCUCGUCACCGUCGUUUUCGAUGCAGCUCGUUCUCGGAGUUAUUCGUUGGAUCCUAGCCUGGAAGUGAUGUCCGUCCUCUUCACGACAAGGGUUGGAGUUAAGCUGUUCCUCGCGAUCUUUGAAGCGAGGGGGAAAAGGAGUAUCUUGCUCCCGGAGUUCGCCGACUGUCCUCCAGAGGCUACAGCUGGCGUCUAUAGCCGUGCACUGUUCUGGUGGCAGAACUCGUUAUUCAAGAAAGGCUUUUCCAACGUGUUAUCGGUCGACGACCUCUUCCAUCUCGAUAAACAUUUGUGCUCGGAACAUCUGCAUCACAUCAUCCAGACUUCGUGGGACACAUUGAGCCGCAGAGGAUCAAACUCGCUGUUCGCAGUCACGCUGAAGAGGCUCAAAUGGGACGUCCUCGCUGUGGUACCGCCACGUGCAUGCCUCACGGCCUUCAAUUUUUGCCAGCCGUUCCUGAUCCACAGGGCCGUCACCUAUUCCCAGCAGAAUGACACCGACCAGACUGCGCACAUCGGGUACGGUCUAAUUGGCGCCUAUGUCCUAGUCUACGUAGGUAUUGCGGUCUCGACAGGGCAAUACCAACAUCUGACAUACCGCUUCAUUACCAUGAUGCGCGGCGGCCUCAUCUCGAUGCUUUACGGCAAAGCAACCGACAUCGCGUUGGUCGACGUGGACCCAGCAAACUCGAUAACUCUCAUGAGUGCUGACAUCGAACGCAUUGUCCAGGGUAUGCAGACAGGACAUGAGAUCUGGUCCAACUUCAUCGAAGUCGGCUUGGCGAUCUAUCUCCUGGAGCGACAAUUGGGAGUGGCUUGUGCUAUACCUAUUGCAGUUGCCGUUGUAUCGCUGUUGGGGUCCCUGGGCGCAACAAGCCUAGUAAUGCAACGCCAAGCGCUGUGGCUCGAGGCCAUUGAGCGACGCAUUGCGGCCACCACCGCGAUGCUAAAUUCCAUGAAGGGCGUGAAGAUGUCUGGACUCACCGACGUAUUGAGGGGUGACAUACAGCAACUCCGCAUCGACGAGCUCAACAUAUCGAAAAAGUUUAGGAAGCUUCUCAUUGUGACCAUGGGCUUCUCCUACAUCUCGCCCGUUGUGUCGCCCAUCCUCACUUUCGCCGUCUUCUCUGUGCUUGCGCGAAACAGCGAUGGCCGAACGACGCUCGAUACCGCCACGGUCUUCACAUCGCUAUCGCUCUUCACCUUGCUGUCGGAACCCCUCGGGUCGCUGAUAAUGGCGCUUGCUGCGUUCAUGGGCGGCGUCGGUUCCUUUCGAAGGAUACAGGGGUUCCUGACCGCAGAGACCAGGACGGAGAAACGUAAGUUACCCUUCCUCCGCAGCAGCAUCGGUUCCGCUUCAGACCUGGACUACGAGUCCGAUAAGGGUUCUGAUUCUUCCCAAAAGAGUCGCUUCUCCCUUGAGAUACGGGACCUGGGCUCCACUGGCUCCCUGGCUGUCAUCAUCGAGAGAGGCCACUUCGGGUGGGACAAGGAGAAGCAGACGGGUGUGUUACAGUCGAUCAACAUGUCAGUACCACGCGCCAAGAUUACCAUGGUCGUGGGACCAGUGGGCUGCGGCAAGUCAACCCUGCUUAAGGCUGUCCUGGGUGAGCUUCCGGUUAUGGGUGGCACAGUCCAGGUGUCGUCCCUGCGUAUCGCCUUGUGCGAUCAGACGCCGUGGCACGUGAACGGUACCGUGCAGCAGAGCAUCGUGGGCGUUUCCGAUUUCGAUCAACGAUGGUAUGCAGCGGUAGUUCGUAGUUGCGCAUUAGACGAAGAUCUACGCCAAUUACCUCAGGGGGACCAGACCCAAAUCGGAAGUAAGGGUAUCGCUUUGAGUGGGGGACAGAGCCAACGUAUUGCGCUCGCCAGAGCGAUAUACGCUCAGAAAGAUAUCGUCAUUCUCGACGAUGCCCUUAGUGGGCUCGAUUCCCAGACGGAAAACCGGAUAUGGCACAGUCUCUUCGGCCGCGACGGUCUUCUACGACGUUGCAGGACGACUGUUCUCAUCGCUUCGUCAUCUGCUAAGCGUCUCCCUUACUGUGAUCAUAUUGUCACUCUUGAUAAGGACGGUCAGAUAGUAGAACAGGGCAGCUUCGACAAACUCAACAGAGCCAGUGGAUAUGUCUCCAACUUUGACCUUCCGCCGCCUGACUGGGAUUUUGCUCCAGAGAAGCAUCUCUACGAAGCUCCUCCGAAGUAUACCGAGCGCGCAAACACCAGCAAAGUCACUGAGGAUGAUAUACAAGCCGAGACGAACAGGCGCACUGGUGAUGCUGCCAUCUACCUCUACUAUGUGCAAUCUGUCGGAUGGAUUGCGACGUUGAUCUUUGUCGUCUCUAUCACAAUCUUCAUUUUUGGUCAAUCGUUCCCAACGAUUUGGGUCAAGAUGUGGGCCGAGUACAACGAAGAUUUCCCGAACCACCGACUUGGCUACUAUCUCGGCAUCUACGGGAUGCUUGGUGGUUUGGCGAUUACAUUCCUCCUGAUCAGCUGCUGGCAAUUAAUCAUCACCAUGGUUCCGCGCUCCGGCGUUGCCUUCCACAAGAAACUCCUUGACACCGUUCUUGGCUCUCCCAUGUCAUUCUUUUCGACAACGGACACCGGCGUCACGCUCAAUCGCUUCAGCCAGGAUCUACAGCUGAUUGAUAUGGAGCUUCCAGUGUCAGCUCUCAACACUUUCGCGACCUUCGUUCUCUGCAUCGGACAAAUGGCUCUCAUCGCCGUUGCCACUCCCUUCGCAGCCAUCUCCUUCCCCAUCGUUGGCAUCAGUGUCUACUUCAUACAGAGAUUCUACCUCCGCACAUCGCGCCAACUGCGAUUUCUUGAUCUCGAAGCGAAAUCGCCACUUUACACUCAGUUCAGUGAGAUGUUGGACGGAUUAGCUACAAUCCGCGCAUUCGGGUGGCAGAGCUUCCUCGAAGAGAAAGCGAAGGCACUGCUCGACCGCAGUCAACGCCCAUUCUAUCUCCUCUUUGCCGUUCAGCGCUGGCUGACACUUAUCUUGGAUCUAAUCGUUGCGGCUGUCGCUAGUAUACUCAUCAUUCUUGUUGUCGCAUUGAAAGGCAGGCUGAGCGCAGGCUACGUCGGUGUCGCAUUGCUCAACGUCAUUCUCUUCUCGCAGAGCAUCAAGCUCCUCAUUUCCUUCUGGACGCAGCUGGAGACUCACAUCGGCAGCGUUGCCAGGAUCAAGACCUUCACGACAGAUGCUAUCACCGAAGACCUCGAGGACGAGGAUCAGACGCCGCCUCCUAACUGGCCGAGCAACGGUAAGAUCGAGUUCAGGGAUAUCACUGCCUGCUAUCGGCCAUACGAACCCGUCAUUUCCAAAUUCUCACUUACCAUCAAUGCUGGCGAGAAAGUUGCCGUCGUCGGCCGUACUGGAAGCGGCAAAUCCUCUAUGGUCGCUUCUCUUUUCCGCAUGAUCGACCUUUCCGGUGGUAGCAUAACAAUCGACUCCGUCCCGUUGCACCGUAUCCCACGCCAAGCUAUUCGCUCCCGCCUCAUCGGUAUCCCCCAGGACGCAUACCUCUUUCCGGGCUCCGUCCGCCUCAACGCGGACCCUCUCAGACAGAGCAACGACAAGGCUAUCAUGCAAGCGUUGAAAGACGUACAGCUGUGGGACAUCAUCGUUGGCAAAGGCGAUGAAAGCAAGUAUGCCCAUCCGCUCGAUGUCGAAGUCGACGAUCUGCACUUUUCACAUGGUCAACGGCAACUAUUCUGCCUCGCGCGCGCGUUCUUGCGGAGGGACAAGGGCAGUGUGGUCGUGCUCGACGAAGCUACCAGCCACCUCGAUCAUGCCACCGACACACAUGUGCAGAAGUUCCUGCGCUCUAAGUUUGCCUCUCACACUAUCAUCGCGGUGGCUCACAAGCUCGACACAAUUCUUGACUUCGACAAGGUCGUCGUCAUGAACCAAGGUCAGCUCGUGGAGUACGGCGAGCCGUACAGGCUGCUGGAGCGCGAGGGUAGCUGGUUCAAGUCGCUGUACGAAGACGUGGCGAGGAACGAGGGACCUGAGGCGAACGACGAAGAUAUUUUCCAGAUCGCACAGUAAGCGCAUGGGGCCGUCAUCGGGGUUUUCGGUUUCGCAAAUUGUGU